Messenger RNA from Nilaparvata lugens (brown planthopper), 1712 nucleotides. RefSeq lists its product as uncharacterized. The record is from RefSeq and is a predicted model, not a curated record. Lineage: Eukaryota; Metazoa; Arthropoda; Insecta; Hemiptera; Delphacidae. Bases 234 to 1661 code for a protein of 475 amino acids. The transcript has a single exon.
UUCCAUAUGAGUAUAUAACAAGUCGGGAUAAAUUGAAUGAAACAUCUCUCCCACCAAAAGCUGCAUUUUAUUCAAAUCUUAAUAAGACAGCAAUUACUGAUGAAGAUUAUUUACAUGCAAUAAAUGUAUGGAAUACCUUUGGGUUCAAAAAUCUUGGUGAAUAUAGUGACCAUUAUGCAAAAACUGAUGUAUUAUUGUUGGCUGAUAUUUUUGAGAAUUUUAGGGAUAUUACCAUGAAAACACACAAGUUGGAUCCAUGUCAUUAUUACACUUUACCUGGUCUAUCUUGGGAUGCCAUGUUAAGAUUCACAGGUAUUGAACUUGAACUUCUUACAGACUAUGAGAAGUUCAUGAUGAUUGAGAAAGGGAUAAGGGGAGGAUUGUGUCAAGUUUCACAUCGACAUAUCAAGGCCAACAAUAAAUUUAUGAAAACAUUUGACUCCACCGCUGAAAGUGUUUUCAUUGCCUUUGUAGAUUGUAAUAACCUUUAUGGCCUUGCCAUGUCAAAACCCCUUCCAUUUGGGGAUUUUCAGUGGAUUAAUUUGAGUAUGAAUGAUCUACUUGAAUCAAAAGAAGGAGAUGAAUAUGGCUAUAUUCUUGAGGUUGAUGUAUCAUAUCCAAGUUCACUACAUGUAGAUCAUUGUGAUCUCCCAUUUCUCCCUGAGCAAAUAUCUAUUGGAAUUGAUCAAAAAAAGUUAUGUGCUCAUGUGAAUAGCAGGAAGCAAUAUAUAGUUCACUAUAUUGCUUUAAAACAGGCAGUUGAACAUGGCCUUAUUGUUGAGAAAAUUCACCGUGCAUUGAGAUUCAAACAGUCAUGCUGGCUGCAGCCAUACAUUGAACAUAACACAAGACUUCGUACUUGCUCUAAAAAUGCUUUUGAGAAGGAUAUGUACAAAUUAUAUAUUAAUUCAGUCUAUGGUAAGACAAUGGAGAAUGUUCGUGAGAGAUUUAAUAUGCAAAUAGUGUGCAGUGAUAGAAAGAUGGAAAAAAUGAUUAGAAAGCCUGAGUUCAUUGAUAGAACAAUUUUUAGUGAGAAUUUGGUAGCUAUUCAUCUAAAGAAGAAAAAAAUAAUGUUAGACAAACCAAUAUACAUAGGUCAAGCUGUAUUGGAUAUUUCAAAAACAGUGAUGUAUAACUUCCAUUACAAUGUAAUGAUACCAAAAUAUGGCAAUGAGAACAUUAAACUAGCAUAUACUGAUACAGAUAGUUUACUAUAUAAAAUAGUUACUGAUGAUUUAUAUGAUGAUAUAUAUAACAUGAUUGAGCACUUUGACACAUCUGAUUAUCCCAUUGACCAUCCUUGCUAUUCACUAGUGAAUAAAAAAGUAUUGGGAAAGUUCAAGGAUGAGGCAAAUAGUAAGAUAAUCUUGGAAUUUGUGGGUCUUCGUGCAAAAAUGUAUUCCAUAAGAAUGAAUGACCAUGAAAUAAAAAAAGCAAAAGGUGUUCAGUCAGCUGCAUUAAAUAAAUAUAUUACAUUUGAUGAUUAUUUGAAUUGUCUCAGCUUGAAUAAUGACCAUAGACUGAUAAAUACCUGCAUCAGAUCUAAAGAGCAUCAUGUCUAUACAGUGGAUAUAAAUAAAAAAGCUCUUUGUUCCAAAGAUGAUAAGAGAAUAGUAUUAGAGGAUGGAAUAUCCACAUUACCAAUUGGAUACAAGAAUUAAAGUUAAAAAAAAAAAUAUUCUAAGAAUCUCAAUAAAACUUAAAACUUAAAG